AUGUCUCAGGAGAAUGACGCAUUGAAGAAAGAGACCUUGGGCGAUGAGAUCGCUGCCAUGAGGCUACAGAAGCUAGAACAGCAGCGGCUUCUAUUUGAGAAGAAGCGACGACGGAAGCGCCAGGAACCUCUCAUGGUUCAGGCCAAUCCUGAUUCUUUGCUGCGGCACCCGCGGCUGCGGCGAUGGGAGGAGCGUUUCCAGGGUGACAGCGGUUUUGGAAACCCUUUUCUUCAGGAGAGCGUGCCAGAGGCGCAUCUGGCCUCUGGUGCCCAUCGUGCCCCUGGCACCGUGAGUGGUGGUGGAGAUUGCAGCGGAGAUGGUGGCCUGCUGGCAUCCCAGACACAUACAGACAGUACAGAUUCGGAGCUGGAGGAAGUCUACGUGGAGGACAUUCCUGUGUUCCCCCUACCUUAUAAGCAACCACCCAGAACUCGACGAAGGGGCUGGCUAGCCCGCCAACGACGUGAACUCGAGAGGCUGAGACAGGAGGAUUGGGAGUUAGAAGCCAGAAUCAGCUAUACAGGAGAAAACCUGGAAGAGAACGAAUUUGAGCCUGCAGAGACAAACUUCCCAGAAACCAUCAACAAAGAGGAGCCCAGUGCCCCCAAAGUCGAGGAUGGCAAGGACGGUUUCAACCUGGGCAGCACCAAAGACCUGCCACCCUGUGCCCCUGGCCCUCAGCUGGGAGAGGACAUGAUGGCAUAUGUCCUUCGGCCGGCCAUGGUCGGUCACAUCGUGCAGUGUCUCAUCCAUCGCAACAAGCAUGGCAUGGACAAGACCUUAUACCCCACCUACCAGGUGUACCUGGAGGCGGCUGAUGGUGGCAAGCGCUUCCUCUUGGCUGGAAGAAAGAGGAAAAGGAGUAAAACUUCGAAUUAUCUCAUCUCCAUGGACCCCACAGACAUGUCCCGAGAUGGGGCCAACUUUGUGGGCAAAGUCAGAUCUAAUGUCUUGGGUACUAAGUUCACCAUCUUUAACAAUGGAGUGAAUCCGGACCGGAAGCAUUUUAUCCCCUCAAUGUCACAGAUUAGAGAGGAGCUGGGGGCUGUGUGUUAUGAGACCAACGUCUUGGGAUUCCGAGGGCCUCGGAAAAUGGCUGUAAUCCUCCCAGGAAUAGACAGGCGGAACCAGAGAAUUAAGGUCCAGCCACAAAAUGUGAGUCCUCAAGGCUGGGGAGCUGGGAUUCCUGGGCCAAGGCAAGAAGAGGAGCUGGGGGGACCCCCAGGGGAGGAGGUGGCCAAGUGA
Dipodomys ordii (Ord's kangaroo rat) is the source of this 1245-nucleotide messenger RNA. RefSeq names its product tubby like protein 2 (gene Tulp2). Lineage: Eukaryota; Metazoa; Chordata; Mammalia; Rodentia; Heteromyidae. Gene Ontology annotation, biological process: protein localization to cilium. The record is from RefSeq and is a predicted model, not a curated record. The coding region runs from base 1 to 1245 and encodes 414 amino acids. The transcript has 10 exons. Gene Ontology annotation, cellular component: cilium.